AUGCCAACACGUAUGGCUACGACGGUCUGCUGCAGUGCGAAAAGGAGACAGUACCCAAGCAACGGGGAUUGCAAGUGGAAUCGUCGCAUGCAACAAGCAACUCUACCGCAUGCCAUCGAACUCGAUACUUCUCGACUUUGCUUUCUAGUCCAAUCAACACUGCCCAUUCUUAUGGUGGCGAAGACGAUGAUGGAGUUGCUGGCGGUGUACCACAAAUUCCACGACGAUCUCAGUGCCCAAGUUGGCGACCAUGUCCUGGAGGGUGCUGGAUCAUACGAUCACUGGAGCAAAUUCAAAGAUUCUCCGGACACCGACCCUGCUAGGUUGUGCUUUUUCUAG
Molecule: messenger RNA, 339 nt
Organism: Exophiala oligosperma
Lineage: Eukaryota; Fungi; Ascomycota; Eurotiomycetes; Chaetothyriales; Herpotrichiellaceae
Exons: 1
Coding region: 1-339 (112 amino acids)
Source: RefSeq, a predicted model, not a curated record